Messenger RNA from Zea mays, 1294 nucleotides. RefSeq lists its product as uncharacterized. The coding region runs from base 142 to 1110 and encodes 322 amino acids. Gene Ontology annotation, biological process: rRNA processing; ribosomal large subunit assembly. Gene Ontology annotation, molecular function: rRNA binding. The transcript is spliced from 8 exons. The record is from RefSeq and is marked validated. NCBI's taxonomy places the organism in Eukaryota, Viridiplantae, Streptophyta, Magnoliopsida, Poales, Poaceae. Gene Ontology annotation, cellular component: nucleolus.
CAACAACCAGGCCACAAGCGCCCGAGCGGCUUAAACCCUAGCUCGCCGUCGUGCUCGGCUCGCCACCCCGCGCCUGCUCCUUUCAGGCCCUAACCGUUCGCCGCCGCGCAUUCGAGCACACGCGGAAGCGCACCUAGUGCCAUGGCGAAGAAGCGGAAGCGCACCGACGCGCCCGCAGAGGCGGCCGGCGCAGAGAAGCCUGACGACUCCGCGCCGGCGCGCCCGGAGCGCACGCUCUUCGGCUUCAAGGACCUGGUCCCCGACGCCGAGCCCGCCUCCGCGGGCGCCGAGGCCGCGGUGGCGCCGUUCCGGAACAGGGAGAAGGUACUCAUCACCUGCUCCCGCCGAAUCACGUAUAGGUAUCGGCACCUGAUGCAGGACGUGCUGUCGCUGCUCCCGCAUGCGAAGAAGGACAGCAAGGUCGAGUCGAAGCAGAGCAAGGGGAACGCGCUGAACGAGCUCCUUGAGCUCAGGAGCUGCUCCAGCUGCCUUUUCUUCGAGUGCAGAAAACAGAAGGAUCUUUACCUUUGGAUGGUGAAGUCUCCUGGAGGACCAUCAGUAAAAUUUCUAGUUAAUGCUGUUCACACCAUGGAGGAGUUGAAGCUUACCGGUAACCAUCUGAAAGGGUCACGCCCACUUCUUACAUUUUCUACAAAUUUUGAUGAGCAACCUCAUUGGAAGCUUGUGAAGGAAAUGAUAACUCAGAUAUUUGCUACUCCUAAAGAUCACCGUAAAGCAAAACCUUUCCAUGACCAUGUGUUUGUCUUCUCCAUUGUGGAUGGCCAUGUUUGGUUUCGAAACUACCAGAUUUCGGUUCCCCACAAUGAGAUUGAUAAAGUUGAUAAAGGUGGUCUGGAUAAAAUGACACUUAUUGAGGUUGGCCCCAGGUUCUGUUUGAAUCCAAUCAAAAUAUUUGGUGGUAGUUUUGGUGGUCCUACAUGGUAUGAGAACCCAUACUACAUUUCCCCCAAUCAGAUCCGUGCACUAGAGAAGAGGCAGAAGGCAGGCAAAUAUGCCAAGAAGGUGAAGGCCAAGGUGAGGCGGAAGAUGCACGAGAUGGAGAACACGCUGGAGCCUGAUGAGUUUGCUGAGCUCUGGAAAGGGGAGUAACUGGUCUUUGAUCGACCCUGUCAAAGUCGUGAAGCACCAGCAACUCCUUCCACUUCCACCAAGCGCAGGUCUUGUUUACCAUUGUGGCAGUGCCGACUGUCGAGGUUGUGGAAGUUUUGUAUCACAAAGCAUACUUUUAUUUAUAUAAAAUCGGAUUUUAGUGAUAAGAUAACUUCUGCCUAUA